Messenger RNA from Aspergillus clavatus NRRL 1, 372 nucleotides. RefSeq lists its product as uncharacterized. The record is from RefSeq and is a predicted model, not a curated record. The coding region runs from base 1 to 372 and encodes 123 amino acids. Lineage: Eukaryota; Fungi; Ascomycota; Eurotiomycetes; Eurotiales; Aspergillaceae. The transcript has 3 exons.
AUGUCCAGUAACAAGAAUUUCAGACUCGCCCACCAGGCAGAGAGGGACCUGAACAGCUACCAGGCCAAACAGGGUCUUGGUCCAAAGAGCGACUCCACCCUUGACUCUGGCGUUAACGAAAUGGUCGACAAGAAAUUCGGUCAAUUGACCGGUAUUAAAACCGGCAGGGAAGCGGGUGCCUCGAGCAGUGAUCGCAAGCCGAUCCCUGAGGAUGAAGGUGGUAGCAGAGAUGACCGUGGCAGGAUCUCGAAAGCUGGACAAUUUCAGGGUGCAGGUGGCCCCGAGGAUAAAGUGAAGAUAGAGUCAGAACGUCGUCCUGGUGAUGACAAUACUCUCAACCUUCAAGACAUGAAGCGUGAAGGGUUGGUCUAG